UGACACGAGAUCCGCUAGAGCUAUCUUUACAAGAUCGAUUUUUACCAAGUCAAGAUGGGGGAACCCAGCUCAAAGACUCUUCCGCGCGCACCCGAGGCUGAAGUCCAAGACGACAACAUCGAAGACGGCAACGGUAACCUAAACAAGGAAACAACGGGGACUUCGGAUAGCGACACCGAUCGCGAGUUUGAUGUCGACAAGUACCCAGUCCGAGAAUGGGAGUUUGUCAUCCCGGGCUUUCGGGAUCCCAUUUCUAUCAAUCCGGUGGUAUCGGCAAUUGGUGUGAUAGUCCUUUGGGGCUUGGCGAUCUGGUGUAUGGUUGAUCCUGAUGGCUCUCGUGAGACUCUUGUGGGAUGGCGUGGAGAUGUUACUCUCUACUUCAGCUGGCUGUUUAUGGGAUCAAAAGCCAUCUUUUUUUUCUACCUCAUCUACGUCGUCUUCAAGUACGGUCACGUCAAGUUAGGUCGACAAGACGAGCCCCCCGAGUUCUCGACUGGCGCCUACUUUGCCAUGAUUUUCGCCGCCGGUGUAGCCGUCGGUCUAUUUGUCUUUGGAGUAGCCGAACCUCUCUGGCAUCAAGAAAGUCACUACUACGCCAACGCCGGAUACCGCUCGCAGGACGAGAUUGACAUGUUUGCCCUCAACAUGACAGUUGCCAACUGGGGCAUUUCCGGUUGGGCGCCGUACUUGAUUGUGGCUGUCGCCAUGGGAUUGGCAGGACAUCGCUUCAACUUGCCCAUGACAUUCCGCUCGUGCUUUUACCCCAUUCUGGGUCAGUACACGUGGGGCUGGAUUGGUGAUUUGAUUGAUGGCUUUGCUAUUGUUGUGACUGUUGCCGGCGUUUGUACCAGUCUCGGACUUGGCGCAAUUCAAAUCGUUGUCGGAUUCCAGUACCUUGGAUGGGUCAAAGACGAUAUCACCCAGGACGAGGUGUCUCGUGUCCAGAACGCAACCAUUUGGGUCAUCACUGUCAUUGCAACGGCAAGUGUGAUAUCUGGAUUGAAUGCUGGUAUUCGUAUCCUGUCUACCAUUGCUUUCAUGCUGGGCUUGGUGUUGCUCUUCCUCGUUUUCGUAAUGGAUGAUACAAAGUACCUUCUUAACCUGCAAGUUCAAGAAGUUGGCUACUACUUGCAGCAUUCUAUCUUUCAGCUGAACUUCUGGACAGACGCUUUUGGGCAGAUCCGUGAGGGUGGCGGUCGCGCUGUGGACGGUGCAGCCGCCGCUGCCUGGUGGAUGGAUGCAUGGAUGAUCUUCUACCAAGCCUGGUGGGUAUCGUGGUCGGCUUUUGUCGGUCUUUUUGUUGCCCGCAUUUCCCGAGGACGCACCGUUUCUGAAGUUAUCAUCUACAGUCUGGUCGCUCCCGUCGCCUACUGUAUCAUUUGGUUUAGUAUUUGGGGAGGAGUCGGUCUACGCCAAGCCCGUCAGGGUCGGGAACUGGAAGCGCUCGGAGGCACCCUGUUCAACGACACCGAACACUUUCUGGUGCCUGGCAGUACCAACUGCUACGAUGUCCCGCAAGAGACGUUGUCCCAAGAUGGUACUGUUGUGUUUGAGAACCAUCUUCUGGGAGUGACCCCUGUUUGUCAGUUUGAUUCUUCCCAGUCUAAUACGGCUGCCUUCAAUGUGCUAUACUCUUUCAGCUUCCCGGACUCCUUUGAUACCGGCUUUGGACCUACUUUGUCGGUGUUGUUUAUCAUUUCUCUGGCCAUUUAUUUUGCGACGAGCUCGGAUUCCGGAUCUUUGAUUGUGGACCAUUUGGCGUCGAAUGGUCGCAAGAACCACCACUGGAUCCAGCGCCUCUUCUGGGCCGUGACGGAGGGUGCGGUUGCCACGGCUCUGCUUUCUGCCGGAGGUGAACAAGCCCUUCAGGCUGUGCAGGCCGCGUCGAUUGUGUGCGGGCUACCUUUCUGCUUCAUGCUCUGCUACCUUUUGCAAUCCAUCGAACUAUUUUGUCGUGAGGCCUUGAUUGUUGGCGACGGGCAAGACUACCGCAUCCCUGCCCAGUCUACGUUUUCGGUCCCAAUUUAUGGCGGGAUCUUCAACAACAUGGAGUUUUUGACCAGCGCUGGGUCCGUGAACCCCAAGCGCAUUGAGCUUGGUAUGGACAAGGCAACCACAUUCCACGUCGUCGAAUUUAUUAAGGGCCUCUUUGUCCCCUUUGUUUCCUUACACAAGGUCUUGAGCGAUGCGUACCCGCGUAACUCUCUGUCGAAUACGGCGGUAACUGCCGUUUACACUGUUUGCUACUAUAUGUGGAUUGGUAUAUUCGCGUCUCUCGGAUCGAAAGAAGGCUUGAUCGGCUGGGGAUGGCUACUGUUCUUUGCGUGUGCGUGCAUCUUGGGCUCAGUGCGCGGUGGAUUCCGUGCUCGCUACAAUGUGCGUAGCAAUAUUCUUGGCGACUACAUGGCGUCUCUGUUUUUCUGGCCCCAAGUGUUCACGCAAAUGCGUCAGCACUGCGUGGAACUCAACUUGCCCCAAGACCACGGCGACCUUCCCUCGGAAAAAGAAAAGAAGCUGGACGGCUCCGAUUCCGACGAAGUUGCUGCGUAGGUAGCGAGUUCCUCUAUAUGUUGUGGUGACAGGGAAUGUGUUCUGUGGGUGGCAAUGCCGCUCCCAAAAAUUGAAAAGCAAUUAUUAAUAGUAGUUCUCUCUUUGGCUUG
Molecule: messenger RNA, 2660 nt
Organism: Phaeodactylum tricornutum CCAP 1055/1
Lineage: Eukaryota; Bacillariophyta; Bacillariophyceae; Surirellales; Neidiaceae
Exons: 5
Coding region: 55-2550 (831 amino acids)
Biological process (GO): nitrogen compound transport
Cellular component (GO): plasma membrane
Molecular function (GO): transmembrane transporter activity
Source: RefSeq, a predicted model, not a curated record